Trichoplax adhaerens is the source of this 930-nucleotide messenger RNA. RefSeq lists its product as uncharacterized. The record is from RefSeq and is a predicted model, not a curated record. The coding region runs from base 1 to 930 and encodes 309 amino acids. Gene Ontology annotation, molecular function: xylosylprotein 4-beta-galactosyltransferase activity. The transcript has 5 exons. Gene Ontology annotation, biological process: proteoglycan biosynthetic process; carbohydrate metabolic process. NCBI's taxonomy places the organism in Eukaryota, Metazoa, Placozoa, Uniplacotomia, Trichoplacea, Trichoplacidae.
AUGUGCAUUGGUAUAGCCGUCAUCGACUGCUUGAUUGGAAGAAAACAACGGAUUCGUAUGAGAAAGAAGAGCAAAUUGAUCCUUGCCUUGAUUGCUUUCAAUAUCAUCGUUGCUUUAGCCAUUUAUCAUCAUUUCAAUAGUACCAAAACAAAGCAUAAAUUGGCUGUAGUCAUUCCAUUUCGUGAUCGUUUCGAUGAAUUAAUGGUCAUGGUGCCUCAUUUAUCUCGUUAUUUGCAGUCAAGUCGUAUUAAUUUUGAAAUUAUUGUUGUCAACCAAGUGGACCAAUGGAGAUUCAAUCGUGCUGCACUACUCAAUGUGGGCUUCCAUUUGACCAACAUCAAAUCCGACUUUGAUUAUAUUAUCCUUCAUGAUGUCGAUUUAUUACCUAUGUCCUACCAGUUAAAUUAUGCCUAUCCUGAAGAUGGCCCAUAUCAUAUCUCGUCACCUGAUUUGCAUCCCAUAUAUAAAUUUUCGUCUUACCUUGGAGAAUUAAAUUUACCUGGAAUAGAUUGCUCAAUCUUUGAUAGUCACUUACUGUACUUUAACAAUAAUAUCCCACAAUUUUAUACAGCUCAUAUCCACAGAGCGUAUAAUAUCAAGAAUAAAAAUAGCGCAUUUCGCCAUAUCCAUGACAAUAACAGGCGGCCUCGCGAUAUGAAAGAAUUUUACAAUCAACGACAAGCCAAAUAUCAACGCGAUCGUGUUACCGGUUUAAGUACACUUCGAUAUCGGUUAGUAUCACAGCACCAAUUAACAGUUGACAGCGCUAAGUGUAGAGUUUAUAAUGUACAACUGGAAUGCAAUUUAGCAGUCACACCAUGGUGUCAAAAUAAGAAAAAGAAAAAUCGAAAUCGCAAGGUGGCUAAUAGUACCAAGGCUAAAUCUCCCAAGAAGUCGUUGCUGUUUGCAAAGACAAACCUAUCUGUUUAA